AUGAUCACGGGAGACAAUGUUUUCACUGCAAAAACAAUUGCCAUUGAAUGCGGGAUACUAAGGCCUGACCAGGACACAGAUGGAGCAGUGGUUGAGGGUGAAGAGUUCCGAAACUACACCCAAGCAGAGCGGAUAAAGAAACUUGAUACAAUUUGUUUGAUGGCAAGAUCUUCACCUUUGGACAAGCUUCUAUUGGUAAAAUGCCUCAAACAAAAGGGACACGUGGUUGCAGUUACUGGAGACGGGACCAAUGAUGCACCUGCACUAAAAGAAGCCGAUAUUGGACUAUCAAUGGGAAUCCAGGGCACUGAAGUUGCAAAACAGAGUUCAGAUAUCAUUAUGUUGGAUGAUAGUUUUGCAUCUGUCGUCGCUGUUCUGAAAUUAGGAAGAAAUGUUUAUACCAACAUUCAGAAGUUCCUUCAGUUUCAACUGACAAUAAAUGUGGCAAAUCUCGUAAUCAACUUUGUGGUAGAUAUAUCAAUCGGAGAAACACCCUUAACAUUCGUCCAGUUAGUUUGGAUCAAUUUUGUUAUGGAAUUGCUGGGAGCCCUUGCCCUUGCUGCUGAACAUCCAGGCAAGGAGAUUCUGGACAUGCAGCCCGUGAGUCGCGAGGAGCCAAUGAUUUCAAAUAUAAUGUGGAGGAACCUGAUAGCCCAAGCGUUGUUUCAGAGUAUAGUUUUCUUGACAUUGCAGUUUGGAGGGAAAAAAAUCUACAAAGUUGAUGAAAGCAUAAAAGUUACUAUGCUUUUUAAUAUCUUUGUGCUUUGCCAGGUUUUCAAUCUGUUCAAUGCAAGGAAGCUGGAAAACAAGAAUAUUUUCGAGGGAAUACACAAGAACAAGAUGUUUCUCGGAAUCACUGGGAUCAUAAUGCUCAUCCAAGUUGUGAUGGUGGAAUUCCUAAACAACUUUACAGGUACAAAGAAGCUAAAUUUGGGGAAAUGGGGAGAAUGUAUUGGUAUAGCCAUUCUAUCCUGGCCUAUUGGUAUCCUGGUAAAGUACAUACCUGUUCCACACAUAACCAUCUUUGAGCAUUCCCAAGACGAAGAAGUUGGGGAAGAACUUGAUAAACUUGGGGAAGAACUUGAUGAUCUCGGGGAAGAUAUCGAUGUACUUGGAGAAGUACUUGAAGGACUAAUAAAUUAAUAUCUUGGAGUCGUUAAAGGUUGGUGUUUCUUUCUGGUUUAUUAGUGUUUGGUUUUCUUUUCUUGCUUAAACUUUUUGAAAGUCUUUUAUUUGUUCUCACUUCUCAGUUCUACUACACGCUGGACUAUCCCUACCAAUGCUAGUAAAAAUCAGUUAUAUAUAAUUUUCUC
Daucus carota subsp. sativus is the source of this 1313-nucleotide messenger RNA. Its product is annotated as putative calcium-transporting ATPase 13, plasma membrane-type. Gene Ontology annotation, molecular function: ATP binding; P-type calcium transporter activity; ATP hydrolysis activity. The coding region runs from base 1 to 1143 and encodes 380 amino acids. Gene Ontology annotation, cellular component: intracellular membrane-bounded organelle; plasma membrane. The transcript has a single exon. The record is from RefSeq and is a predicted model, not a curated record. NCBI's taxonomy places the organism in Eukaryota, Viridiplantae, Streptophyta, Magnoliopsida, Apiales, Apiaceae.